This is a messenger RNA of Laetiporus sulphureus 93-53, 834 nucleotides long. RefSeq names its product RNA-binding domain-containing protein. Gene Ontology annotation, cellular component: cytosol. Gene Ontology annotation, molecular function: mRNA binding. The transcript has a single exon. Lineage: Eukaryota; Fungi; Basidiomycota; Agaricomycetes; Polyporales; Laetiporaceae. Bases 1 to 834 code for a protein of 277 amino acids. The record is from RefSeq and is a predicted model, not a curated record.
AUGUCGAAUAUAUCACCCGCUCAUAUUACAUGUCCAUCAGGCAAGCGUAAGGCGAAUGACGAUUCGUCCGCUCCCGCAAAAAAGCCCAAGAUUGCUAACGGCGACGCUGCCACCUCCGACGAAUUUGCACAGAGCAAGACGAUCUUCGUAGGCCGGCUUUCAUGGAACGUCGACAAUGACUGGCUCGCCCAGGAGUUCCAGGAGUGCGGCGAGGUUGUCUCUGCGCGCGUGCAGAUGGAUCGGAACACGGGCAGGUCGCGCGGGUUUGCAUACGUCGCGUUCACCACCGCCGAAGCUGUGGAGGCCGCGCUUAAGCUCAACGGAAAGGAGAUCGACGGCCGGCCAGUCAACAUUGACAGGAGCGCGGAGAAGGACCAGAGCACGAGGCGCGAUGCGCGCGCGAGUGCGUUCGGCGAUAAGGCGAGCCCGCCGUCGAGCACGCUAUUCCUCGGCAACCUCAGCUGGAACACCACGGAAGACCAGGUGUGGGAAAUAUUUGGUGAGUAUGGUGACGUGAAGAGCGUGCGUCUGCCGACGGAUCGCGAGACUGGCAAGCCUAAGGGUUUCGGCUAUGUCGAGUUCUUGGACAUCGAAUCUGCGAAGAAGGCGUUCGAGGGCGGUAGUGGGACUGAGAUCGACGGCAGGGCGGUCAGGAUCGAUUAUUCGCAACCGCGGGACCCUAACAGCGGCGGCCGCGGUGGAGGCCGAGGAGGGUUUGGUGGAGGUCGAGGAGGAGGAGGGUUUGGUGGAGGCCGCGGCGGCUUUGGUGACAGGGGUGGUCGUGGAGGCGGCCGUGUAAGUCACUUUCAUGCAUUUCUGCCGAUAUGGUAUUGA